Molecule: messenger RNA, 524 nt
Organism: Lingula anatina
Lineage: Eukaryota; Metazoa; Brachiopoda; Lingulata; Lingulida; Lingulidae
Product: ribonuclease H2 subunit B
Biological process (GO): RNA catabolic process
Cellular component (GO): nucleoplasm; ribonuclease H2 complex
Source: RefSeq, a predicted model, not a curated record
GAAGGUGAUUGCCAGGCCCUUGUAAACAGUGCAGAGGCAGCGAUAUCUCGACUUCGUCAAGAAUACUGUGAUCAUAGCUCCUCGCCGCGAUGCCGAAACAAGAAAGGGAUCGAGGGAAUGCAACAGAUGGUGAACAGAAUCAGUGGGUUUUGAUUGCUCCAGAAGCAAUAUUCAGUUGUGAAACAUCAGAAGCUCCUAAUGUUUCCUUCUGCAAACUAAGACACCCAAAAACAGAGGAGGGAGCCAUAUUUCUCUUCAGCUCUGACAACAGACAGGUGUUUGAAGUGCUACAGCAUAAGAGAGAAUUUGGAUCAUGGAUUAUAGAACAAACUAUUCAAAAAGAUAGCAGUCUUCUAAUAUCAACUCCAGUAGAUCCAUUGUUCCUAAGUCUUCCAUAUUUAAUCAAAUCAGCAAAGGUAAUUAGUAUAAUUAUUAUUAUUAUUUCUUUGGUGGGAGGAUACACCUGUGUGAAACAGGCAGAGAAUCUUGCCUGCUGGUGUAAAGUUGACAUGGCAACAGAUUAG